This is a messenger RNA of Trypanosoma brucei brucei TREU927, 1857 nucleotides long. RefSeq lists its product as hypothetical. The coding region runs from base 1 to 1857 and encodes 618 amino acids. The transcript has a single exon. The record is from RefSeq and is a predicted model, not a curated record. Lineage: Eukaryota; Euglenozoa; Kinetoplastea; Trypanosomatida; Trypanosomatidae.
AUGCCGACGGAGACGUUAUCAUCUGUUUUUGUGCUCGUCGUCCUUGUGACGACAAGCGGCCUUUUCCCCUGCACUGAGGCGGCAUUUGUGGCCUCGUCGUCCAUCGAGUACUGCGAGCGCAGUAGUAAUGGGGAACCGUUUCCAUGUGAAAAGAAGAUGGUUGUGGGGCUCUCCGUGGGCAGCGAGCAAACAAUUGAGGCUGAAGAGGUUGUUCUUCUCCGCGAGGCAGUUGACAAAACGGGUGACGAAAAGGGAAAGCGUGUCGAGUUUGAACCAAUCCGCCUAGUGACGACAAAAUCACCGGUGCAGUACCGCUAUCCUAUUUAUUACAUAAGAAACUUCAAUGCCAAACCAUAUGAGCAGCGUCUCAGAACAAGUGCAAGCAGUUGGUGCGACGAUUCUUCCAACCCUGGAUCCGCGACAUGCGGCGUGGCGCGUGAUCGGAGAGGAGAUGUGAUUCCGUACAGUCAAGGUUUUUGCUGCUUAUGUGGCGCUUGUGCAUUGUCAGGAAUUUGCAACCCAACUAGCCGCAGCGUUGGAACUUGCAGCGUGACGGGGGAUACUGGAAUGGCAUCAUGCCUUCGUUUCAGUGACCUCUGGUACGGUGGCUAUACCAUUGGUCGAGGUGUUGUAUGGUAUGAAUUGCAGGUGAAAUUGUCAAGUGGGAACAACAGCACUGGGGGAGGCUCCACGGGCUCAAAGGAGUUCACGAUGUCUUUGGGGCCGGAUAAGUUGACCGCCACGUCGACAGAGUUCGGCGCGUCUGCACGUCUUAUAGGAGACUUCGCACCCCCAGAAAUGCCUCUUGACCUAUCGGGAAAGAUGUUGUUUAUCCCCUCUGAACCGCGGGGUCAUGAGCGAGUGGGUGCUGGGUAUAACGAAUGGAUUAUUGUUGACACCCACCUUGUUUCUAUUCGUGGCACCGAAUGUAAUAAAGUGGGCGUGUCAUAUGAGGGUUUCGCCACUCAGGGGAGCCGGUGUGACGCGUAUCCGGGCGCUUGCUUGGCGAAUCAACUGGAGGAUUAUCGUGAUCGGGACUUGGAAGCGGAGACUAAGGGGCAACAAGGGAAAUAUAUGGCUCGCUUUUUCGCUCCUUUUGGUUUUGACCCACUGGCCAAUGCCAGUGCCCCAGCUGUGGCUUACCAGGUGACAGGAACAUUAUCAACGAUGGUGACGAUAACAAUAUCCGCUGAUAAGUUAAACUUUGUGUUGUCUGUGUCCUCGGGUGUGAUUGUUGGUGCAACCGUUUCAGGGAAGGUGGUGCAUUCCUAUUCGCGGGGAAGCACCAUUACCGUGACGGUUCUUAACACUGGGGACAUCGAGGCACAGUACACGGUUGUUGUCGGCGAGUGUACGGUUAAUGUUCAGCCGAUGGUUGCCCAAACUGUGUACAUACCCCUACAAGGAUCAGCGCAGCGACGUUUCACUCUGAUCGUACAGGACAGUAUUGAGGGAGAGGCCAAAUGCAAUGCAACGCUGAGAAACGCCAGGGGCGACGUUGUGGACACCCGCGCUAUUUCGUUCGGUGUUAAAGCGCUCAAACCAAGCAAUGGCUCUCAAGGUGGCAGCACCUUUGAAAAUGGACGGUACAGUGAGGAGGCAAAGGGGGAGUCGCAGUGCCAACAGUGCAGUUGGUUCAAUCUUUUGUGUUUUCUGAGGCAUCGAUGCUGGUGGCAACCGCUGGUGUACGUCCUUCCUUCAGUGACCCUGUUAAUGCUGCUGCGCAGGUUCCUUGAGAGUCAGUCAAGGUCCCGCCCAAGACCCCAAUUACACCCUGAUGAGCAUGAACUGAGAAAUACCGGUGCCAUCUCUUCGUGCCAUCUUCCCCGCGCACCGUACGUUAACACAGUGCACUGA